Molecule: messenger RNA, 1104 nt
Organism: Penicillium egyptiacum
Lineage: Eukaryota; Fungi; Ascomycota; Eurotiomycetes; Eurotiales; Aspergillaceae
Source: the annotation of a GenBank genome assembly
AUGGCUAAACAACUCUACUAUCUGCCUCGUGGCUCGCGGAUCCUGGUAACCGGUGCGAAUGGCUUCAUUGGGAGUAAUGUGGUCCACAGUCUGCUUGAACUAGGCUUCAAGGUUCGCGGGACUGUCCGUUCACCGAAACCAUGGCUCGAUAAGAUGUUCCGGGAGGGGUUCGGGAACGACUCAUAUGAGUCUGUUAUUCUUGCUAACUUUGAGAAUGUCGAUACUCUGGUUGAUGUGAUGGAUGGUGUAUCUGGGGUGGCGCAUGUGGCAUCAGAUGUCAGCUUCAGCUCGAAUCCGGAAGAGGUUGUGCCGUGGGUGUUGAGAGCCAUUCAUAAUGUGCUGGAGGCUGCAUCGAGACAUUGUGAUAUACAGCGGGUUGUGAUGACCUCUUCUGCGAUAACGGCGUUGUUUCCGGAGCCGAAUAAGGAGGGUAUUGUUAUUCGUGAGGGUGAGAGAUCAGUUCCUAGAGAAGGGAAUAGAAGGAUGUAUUGGCUGAUAGCGUAUCUAGAUUCCUGGAAUGAUGAAGCUAUCAAGCAAGCCUAUAAUCCGGAUACUCCACAGCAUCUGAAGGGUCUGUUCAGUUAUGCUGCUUCCAAAACUGAGGGAGAGAAGGCAGCAUGGAGAUGGAUGGAGAAUAACAAGCCAGACUUCCAAUUCAAUACCGUGUUGCCGGAUUUUACACUCGGGAGAAUCCUACACGAAGAGAUCCACGGCUCGACAAUGGGCUGGGUAUCUGGCCUAGCCAAGGGGAAUACACGCAUUUUCGAGACAUUUGUGCCGCAAUACUUCUGCGAUGUCGUUGACAUUGCGCGUCUCCACGCAGCCGCCCUUCUCGACCCAACCACAGUCUCUCGGCGACUCUUCGGGUUUGCUGCUCCUGUGAACCUCACUGACAUGAUCUCAGUCGUUCGAAAGCUCCAACCUGAUAGUACUUUGAUUCCCGAUCCUCCGAUUAACGAGGGACGUGAUCUGAGUGAAGUUAUCCCCGCCAAGGAAGCAGAAACGCUCCUGCAGGAAUUCUGUGGGCGGGAAGGGUGGACUUCCUUGGAGGACAGCAUUGCCCAGGGACUUGAUGUGUCUCGAAUGCGGUUGUGUUCUUUGUAG